CCUUCAGGGUGUUUGCAGGAGAGGCAGCGGCAGGAAAGCCUUUGCGUAGAUGUCCUUUUUAUACACAUAUCGUUUGUUGCGCUUUUGCUUAACACUGGAGCCAAGAAGCGAUGACUCAGCGGAGCGGACCCCGGUUGGAGGUUGAUUGACUGAGGAAGAGCCAUAGGGAACAAACGGGAAAGGAGGACGGUCUGUUCAUGCUUCUGAAGAUCUUUAACCAACUGACUGCGGUUUUGACAGAUCAAGCUUGGCCAAUGAAAACGUCCUGUACAUUUAGAAACAAAAGGAGAACAUUUAGGAGCAGAGUUGUGGCCUCCAGCGUCCCUGUCAGAGGGAGGAAAUACUGAUGCCAGUCUGCCGUGUGACUGGCCGGAGCGAUGGCAGUCACCAAGGAGGAGACGCUCAAAGGAGGUAGAAGGACGUCUGGGGUUACAACCCCACCCGAAGGCGGCUGGGGUUGGAUGAUUGUCGCUGGCUGUUUCCUCGCCACCAUCUGCAUCCGGGCUGUGACCAGAUGUGUUUCCAUGUUCUUUGUGGAGUUCCAGCUGCACUUUGAGAAGGACUAUUCCACCACUGCUUGGAUCCACAGUCUUAUUGACUCCACCACCAUGCUAUGUGCUCCUCUAGGUGGUUUCCUUGGGAGCCGUCUCUCCUGCAGAGCUACAGUGAUUCUGGGUGGUGUGCUGUCUUCUGCUGGUCUGGUCCUCAGCUCCUUCGCUUCUAGUCUGGAGUAUCUCUACAUUUUCCUGGGCAUCCUCACAGGUCUUGGCUUUGCUCUCAGCUACACACCAGCCAUAGCGAUGGUUGGGAGGUACUUCAGUGAGAGGAAAGCUCUGGCCUAUGGCAUCGCCCUGUCUGGUAAUGGCAUUGGGACCUUCAUCCUGGCUCCUGUAAUCCAGCUGCUUAUAGAGCAUUACUCUUGGAGAGGAGCUCUGCUCAUCCUGGGAGGAUUUGUUUCCAACCUUUGCGUUUGUGGUGCUCUGAUGAAGCCGCCGGAAGCAAGAGGAGGUGAAAGGAUAUGGGAUAACAUUACUAAUCUGGAUCAAGAUUGCACGGCAACGGCGCUGGAUUCCAAAAACACGGAUCAAGUACCUGCUGACUGCAGCCAAGUGGAGCCAAAGCAGCUGGAAAUAAACAAACUAAAGGAAACUCAAGGGCUACUCAUAGCUAACGAAGCAUUCAAAAAUAUUGGACUUGAAAAUGACAAACUAGGUCAGGUGAACAUAGCACUGCUGUCAAGCCCGACAGAUAUGAAGAUAGCUGAAUGCAUUUUAUUUAGCAACAAGCUAACAGAGACAAUGCUAGGGGAGAUCAAACGCUCAAAUCCUAAAUUAGCAAAUGGCUGCACGAUUGAGGACAAAAAACUGGUGGAAAACAUGAACUUGAACAAUAAAUCCGCUGACAUGACUUCUAAGUUAGAAGAUUCAGGACCCACUGAGGCUAAACCAACAGGUGUCUGUCACUUAGAUAAAACCACUAGCCCGCCUCCAGAGCCUUUAAUGAACACGCAAACGUUGUCCAGAGGUCAGUGUUUUUCCCGGGAGGAGUUUGGAUUUCUUACGAUACCUGACUUCUUGAUUAUGUCGGUGUCCUUCCUGUUUUUGGCGUAUGGCUGCAGCGCUCCGGUAGUUUACCUGGUUCCUUAUGCACUCAGUGUGGGGGUGGAGCACCAGCACGCUGCCUUCCUCAUGUCCAUAUUUGGAGUCAGCGGCAUUGUGGGGAAUAUCACCUUUGGAUGGAUCACAGACAGGAAGUGUCUGAAGAGGUAUCGCAUGCUGAGCUACAUGGUGGCGAUUGGCAUGGAGGGCCUCUGCUGUAUGUUCAUCCCCCUCCUUCACUCCUUCUCCCUCCUGGUCCCAUUUUCCGUACUUUACGGGUACUUUGAUGGAGCAUAUGUAGCUCUCAUCCCAGUGGUGACCUCUGACGUCGUGGGCUCCACCUAUCUCACCACCAGUCUGGGUGUGGUCUACUUCCUGCAUGCUGUCCCCUACCUGGUCAGCCCACCGAUAGGAGGUUGGUUAGUAGACAGGACGGGCAACUACGCAGCAACCUUCUUCCUCAGCGGGGCUUCCUUCAUGUUCAGCUCUAUGGUCCUAGUAGCUACCGUGUUAGUCAGACACUGUCGAAGGUCCAAGUCUAACUCAGCUGCACAUUUGACUCCCAGUCACCCUGCUGCUGCAGCUCAGCAGGGCAUCAUAUGAUGUGUCAGUCAUGAUGCUGCUUCUCCAUCUGUGCCGAGGUGCACCUCACCACUGCUAGGCUGAGGGUUUACAAAGAAUAUAGUAGGGGUGCUAUUUUUAUGUGUAUCUUCUGCUGUUGAUGUGUUUUGGGCUCAGAUUCAACAAAAACAGUGCCCAGAAUAACCAAAGCUGGAGAACCUGUGCCUUUUUGAAAGAAACUGCGACGCACAACAAAAUUCUUCUUACAAUAUUAUUUACAACAUUUAACUUUUUGUAUCAAUACUUACCAAGAUCUACAUUUUUUUGACAUACAUUUCUUUUUUUCUAAGAUAUUAAAAGCCAUUUGUGAUUGCUUAAUAAAACCCCUCAUAUAAUGUAGGAAUAUGUGAAAAAAAUCAAAUAUAUUUAAAAAAUAUUACAAAUACUACAAAGAACAGUACACAGGGAGGAGAAGAGGGUUGAACUUCCCAUAUACCUGGGAAGCUGGACAGAACAUAAUGAAGUCUGGACUGAUGCUGAUAUUUAGUUGUGUCUGCUAAACCUUUGCUUUUGUAUUUUGCAUUAGAUCUGAAGAUUCCUGGGAAAUAAUGGUGCCAGUGACUCUUUAUGAGUCAAUUUAUGAGACUGUGAUUUGAAAAAGUGUGACCUUUUUGAAAAUCACAUUAAAAAAUAUAUCUCC
Messenger RNA from Toxotes jaculatrix (banded archerfish), 2859 nucleotides. Its product is annotated as monocarboxylate transporter 12-B-like. The record is from RefSeq and is a predicted model, not a curated record. Gene Ontology annotation, molecular function: monocarboxylic acid transmembrane transporter activity. NCBI's taxonomy places the organism in Eukaryota, Metazoa, Chordata, Actinopteri, Toxotidae. Bases 378 to 2201 code for a protein of 607 amino acids. Gene Ontology annotation, biological process: transmembrane transport; monocarboxylic acid transport. The transcript has 9 exons.